Messenger RNA from Corvus hawaiiensis (hawaiian crow), 7743 nucleotides. It is a transcript of the gene TDRD6, whose product is annotated as tudor domain containing 6. NCBI's taxonomy places the organism in Eukaryota, Metazoa, Chordata, Aves, Passeriformes, Corvidae. The transcript has 5 exons. The coding region runs from base 58 to 6993 and encodes 2311 amino acids. The record is from RefSeq and is a predicted model, not a curated record.
GGAGGGGCGUUCAUUCGCCUCGUGCGGGAGGGGAGAGCGGGGUGCGGUGGCUUCGCGAUGAGCGCCGGGCCGGGGUCCCUCGGCCGCGGCGAUACCGUCACCUUGCGGGUCAGCGCCGUGGGGCUCUACUCCGAGGUGCCUAUCCUGCGGCUAUGGGGGCUGCUGGGCGAACGCAAGGCUGACUAUGCCCUCCUCCACCGCGAAAUCCAGGCGGCGGCCGGGCCGCGCCUGGCGGCCCGCCCAGAGCCCAGUGGGUCGGGGGCCAGCGGGACCAGGCUGUGCCCAGGAGAGCUGGCACUGGUGGAGGUGUUGGGCAUCUGGUACCGCUGCUGUGUGGUGAGUUGCAGUGCCCAGGGGUACCGUGUCUUCCUGCUGGACGAGGGGUACGUGGUGGCCACAUCCGCAUACUACUUGGCACGGGGCUGCUCAGAGCUGUUCCAGCUGCGCCCAGAGGUGCUGGGCUGUGUCGUGGCUGAUGUCAUGCCCUCCCAGGGUCACGAGGGGACAGCCUGUGGGGAUUCACCAGUGUCCAGGUGGACCGUGGAGGCGAUGGAGUUCCUCAGCUUCCUGCAUGGCAAGGAGGUGUCUGGUGUGGUGCAGGAGGUGAUAACGCCACAGCUUAUCGUACUCGAGCUGCCCCAGCUCGUGGUCCAGAUGCGGCAGCUGGGCCUGGCCAAGCGUGUCUCUCCCAGCUGGUUCUGCCAGGUACUCAGGCGCUGCCUGCCUUUUGGCCAGUUAAAGAAGCAGCUCUGGCAGCAGCCUCCAGCGUGUUCCCUUGGAACUUUUGCAGAUCCGCAGCUUGUCCAUGUGUUGCUCUCGUACUGGCCUCUGUCACCUGCUUUGGAUUACUACUACCCUCAGCUUCAGUUGGGUGUGACGGAGCCUGUCCUAGUGACCCAUGUCUCUGACCCACACCACAUCUACUGCCAGUUGCAGUGCCUGUCUGAGGAGAUCUGUUGCCUUUCUGAUACCAUGUGCCAUGCUUAUGACCAGUGGGAGCAGGAUUUAUUGCCCAAAGUGGGCUCGCCCUGUGCUGCCCGUGGGAUGGAUGGCCAGUGGUACCGUGCCAUUCUGCUGGAGCUCAUUGGUGAGGGGCAGGACCAGCAUGCAGCUCUUGUGAUCUUUGUGGACUAUGGCAGGAAGGAGACUGUAACCAGAGCUAACCUGCGCCAUUUGCCUGCUGAGUGUUUUCGCAUGCCUGUCGUCACUUACAUCUGUGCUCUUCAGGGUGUUUCGGAUGGGGGGCGUGGCUGGUCCCCGUUACAGGUCGAUUUGCUGAAAGCAUUGGUGCUCGGCAGAGGAGUGAGUGCUCACAUUGAAGCCUUUAACUCCUUUGAGCAUCUCUAUUAUGUGACACUCUAUGGGGAAAACGGCAUUGAUUUGAACGGUCUUUUUGGGUCUCAGGCUUGCUGCCUGGUCAGUACUCAUGUGAGCCAAACUGAGGCUCAUGAGCAGCUGGAAGUAGAGGAAUCCUUAGUUGAAGAAUUGGGAUUGCCACCAGAAGCACCUCCUGUUUUAACACACGGAGGUUUGGCUGGUGCUGCUGUAGCUGGUGUGCAUCUGAAGACCUGGACAUUCUACAGUGCACGGGUCUCUCACCUCCAAGACCCAUCUGAGUUUUGGCUGCAGCUCCAUGAGCAUUAUCAGCUUUUCAGGCAGCUAAGGCAGUGCAUGUGGAAUUUUUAUUCCCAUUCCACAAAGCUGGAUGGUGCUGAGUGGGACCCACAGCCUGGAUCCCUUUGUUGUGCCAGUUGGAACGAGGGUGUCUUCUAUCGAGCGGUGGUCACCAGGGUACUGGACACUGGGGUGGAAAUACACCUGGUGGACAGAGGCAGUACAGAAACUGUGGGUCUGUGUGCUGUGAAGGAGCUGCUCCCUCGGUUCAGGGAACUGCCUGCUUUAGCUCUGAAGUGUUGUUUGGCAGGUGUCUCCCCUCUGAGAGGGAGUUGGAGUGAAGCCUCUGUGUCUGCAUUCAGGGAGAUGGUACUGAACAAAGAACUAAAGGUUUGGUUUUUGAGUGUGCAGGGUGACAAAUACAUGGUUGAAAUUUUUGACCAGUCCCAGUUAGGAGAGAGAAGAGUAAGUAAACUCAUGGGCCAGAGGGGUUAUGCUAAAUACCAGAGGUAUGAAAUGCCCAAGACUUCCCAGAAAUCAGAUAAGUCUGUGACACAGGCCUCUUCUCUAGUAUGUGCUGCAGAGGAAAGCCAAAAAAAUGCAGAGAAGAGGCGCAGAGAAGAAUGUGAUCUAAAGAGCAGUGAUAGAGUGGUUGAUUCUCAUGUGGAUGUGAUGGUCAGAGAGAGCCCUAUUGCAGCCAUUCACAGUUCUAGAAGUACUGAACUUUGUUCUCAAGACUAUGAGGGUAAGGAAAAUCUGCACGCUUCUUUGGGUCAGAACUAUGCGGAAAUUAAGCCAGGCUCCUCUUGUGGAGGCCACUUAGAAGUGGGAAGUACAGUUAAUGUUAUUUUGUCAUAUGUUGAAAAUCCUAGUUGUUUUUGGUGUCAGUUAAGUAGAAAUUUCCAUGACCUUGAGGUACUAAUGGAUGAAAUUCAGGAGCAUUGCAAGAAUUCAUCCCAGCCACAUGUUUGGCCAAAUCUUGUGUGUUUAGCCCAGUACUCGGAGGAUAAAAAAUGGUACAGGGCUUUAAUAGUUAGUGAAGGAGUGUGUGCAGAAAAAGUAGAAGUCAUAUAUGUUGACUAUGGCAACAGAGAGCAGGUGUGUCUAACGAAGCUCCGUGCAAUUAGUGAACACUUCCUUAGGUUAGAGGCUCAGGCAUUCAGGUGCAGCCUUUACAACUUAAUCCAACCUAAUGGUCAGAAUCCUUUUGCCUGGGAUGAAGAAGCCAUUCAGACUUUUCGGCAGUUUGUUGUUGAUUCAUCAUCUGACCUUGAUCUGAAGUGUACAAUAUUUGCCUUGGCUUCAAUAAAUAGGGACCUGUUUAACAUUGUAGAUUUAAUCACGCCUUUUCAGAGUGCUUGCCAGUUUCUCACUGAGAAAGGUGUAGCCAGACCUUUAUUUCCUCAAAAGCGCUUGGAAUCUUUGGUCCAGCUUCACUCCUUCUAUUAUUCUAGUCACGGUAUCAAAAUUGGGAGUGAGGAAGACGUUUAUAUUACGCAUGUUGAGAAUCCAUGGAUGUUCUACUGCCAACUUGAAAGGUGUGCAGAUACCUUGGCACAGCUGGCUGAUAACAUCAGUCGCCUGAGUGAGAGAGUGACCAGCACAGGAACCUUGGGAAAGUCUGGGACCUUGUGUCUGGCAAGGUACUCUGACAGUCAGUGGUAUAGGGGAGUAAUUAUGGAAAGACAACCUAAGGCUAAAGUCUUCUUUGUGGAUUUUGGGAACACAGAGGCAAUAGAGACAGAUGAUCUGCUUAUUUUACCCAGUGAUGCUUCUGAUAUCUUGCUUGUGCCGAUGCAGGCCAUAAAGUGUUCUGUGUCUGAUGUAUCAUCUGUUUCCAAAGAAGCUGCAACAUGGUUUAAGGAAGCCGUCCUAGAAAGGAGAUUAAAAGCAAUAGUGGUAGCAAAGGACUCUGAUAAUACACUGCUGGUAGAGUUGUUUGAUGGAAAUACUCAAAUUAAUACAAAACUGAAGGACCUAAGCCUAAACAGUACAGGACUGUGUAGUCAUGUACACAAUGAGACUUUGUGCUCUAGAAAUACAGAUGUGAAUGAGAGGGAUGAGCCUGCAGAGUCCCCUUUAAAUGCAGGUAAGCCUCUUGAAAGAAAACGUCGACCCGAAGCCCAGCAAGAACAAGGGAGCAGAAGACACUUAAAAGAAGAAGUUUUAGACCUUUUCCAGCACUCUGUGAAGGGAGAUGUGGCAGCUGGAUUACUAGGACCUGGUGAAAUGCUUAGCAGUAAGGAUGCUAUUUUGUUGGAUAAAGCAGGGGAGGAGUCUCUGCUCUUUUCCCUGAUGGAUACACUGUCAGAUACUAAAUCUGAUGCUGAAGGCAGGUGUAUAAUGCUUAAAAAUUCAUCUGAUCUACCACCACAGAAGAUAGUGCCAGCUCUUAAAACUUUAGUGUAUGUGUCUUACAUCAAUGACCUGCAGGAUUUUUAUGUUCAACUAGGGAGUGACGAGGUUCAGCUUAACAACAUUUUGGAAAGUUUAAACAAUGGGAAAUCAGUGAAGGAGCCUUGUGGACAACUUUUCCAAGCAGGAGAUUUAAUCAGUGCUGUGUAUUCAGAAGACAGCCUGUGGUAUCGAGCUGUAGUAAAAGAGAAGACUUCUGACAAUUCGAUAAGGGUACAUUAUAUUGAUUAUGGUGAUACUUCAGUGAUUAGUGUUGAUCAAGCAUGCAGGCUCCCUAAGGACUUGUCAUCUAUUCCAGCAAUGAGUAUUCACUGCUUUCUAGGUGGACUUAAAUGCAAAAAAAGUGCAGACUGGACAGAGAAAGCACUGUUUUACUUCACCAAGAGAACAAGUGAAAUCCUGCUGUCAUGUGAAUUUGUAAAGAAGGUUGAUGAUAAAUGGGAAGUUAUUCUCAGUGACCAUCAAGGUAUAAUAACAGUGGAUUUAGCUGAUAAAGAUCUUCCAAGUAGAGAAAGACUUUUUUUAAGAAAAAAAAUGGAUAAAAGAGAGAAGAGUGACAUGAUAACCGUCUGUGAGCCUUUGCCUCCUCAGGUACAAAAUGAGAUUUCCGAUGUAAGUGAUUGUAAAUCAUUUAUCUGGAAAUUUCCAGAGGCAGGUCAGACUUUAAAAAUUUAUGUCACAGUGGUAAAUAGUCCAGGAUUUUUCUGGUGUCACUGUGCUGAUACCAAAGAUGUGAGCUACAUCGAGAAAAAAAUAGAGGAAGCUGAAAAGCUUGGGCUAAGCUCUCUGAACGAUAGCAAGUCUUGUAUUAAAAGUGGUGAUACUUGUCUAGCAAAAUACAGUCAAGAUGGGUGGUUCUACAGAGCUCAGAUCAGCAGUGUGAAAGAUGACAGUGUAGUUGUUAGACAUGUGGAUUACGGAAGUGAGGAAGCCAUCAGCCUGGAGAUGAUCCGACAGAUGCCAUGUGAACUGCUCAGAGUACCUGCACAAGCAUUUGCUUGCUGUCUGUCAGGUUUCAGUCCCUCAGAGGGCUCAUGGCUUAGUGAUGCAAAUAAGAAGUUUUAUGAUAUGACUGAAAACCUUGCAUUAGGAGCUGAAGUAGUAGAAAUUCGGGAAAACAAAGAUUCUGAAGUCCCUCUGUGUGUUGUCAAGCUGGAAGCUUCUGGCAAUAGUAUUAAUGAAGAGAUGAAGCCUUUCUGGAAGGCUAAUAAAGAAACUGGUGACAGUGCUUUCUCAAACCUUUGCAACUCCCUAAAGGAAAAUAGCAGUUCAAACAGCAAUUUGGGUCUUUGUCUCGACAAAGAAACUACUGCUGUUUGUGGAUUAGCUCAGGAAGAGAGUGAAAAUGCUUUGUUUUGUUCUGAUCCUUUCCUGGGUAUAACUUCUGAGUGCGUAGAGACUGCAGAAGCAAAUGUGUCAGUGGGAGCUGCCAGUGGGAAGGUUGAUGAUGGGUACGAGAUGGGAAAGUGUGAGAAUAGUUUUGAUAAAGAGAUAGCUCUGUCUGAAGGUGACAGUGAUAACAAUAUGUUACUAGAACCAAUGAGAAGCUACAGUCCUCAUAUUGUGGGGAAUGGAAUGAAAGCUGUAGAACAAGACUUGCCUGAAAUAAUGUUUGGAGAGGAGGCUGAGCCGAAAGCAAAACUGACAGGCAGUGCUCCAGCAGCCAGCCUUUUCCUAGGAAAAGAACAAGAACUGCAGAGAUUGCCAGUGCUCCGGGCACAGCCAUCUGCAAGCAAUGGAACAGGGACAUUAGAACUGGAUCCGUUAGAAAUGCACUUACCAUGUUAUGAUCUAAACGAGCUCUUGGAGGAGCUAGAGGGACUUUUGGAAAAGUCCUCCUUUGGUGAAGGAACAAAGGAAGCACUGGAAGCAAAGUCACUUGAAAUGCAGGCAGCAUCAGGCAGCAAAGCAAGAGAGACGGUGUUGGAACAGGAACUGCUGGAGCUGACAGAUGUGAGGGAGGAGACAGGGCAGUUGGGAGCUCUGAACUGUCUUGAAGUUUUACCAUUACGUAAUGAGAAAGAAAACCUGGUGCCUUCAGUUAGUGACAGAGAGAAGGCAGUAGAGCUGAUUGCAUCUGAUGUUCAGCCUUCUUUGGGAGAGAAGACCAAAAAACUGCAAGCAAAUUUGUCUGGAAUUCAUGAAACAGAAGCUGUACUAGAUGAUUGGAUGGAAGCAGACCCUCCUUCCCUAUGGCUGCCAACAUCUGGUGGUAGACCUGAGAAAGAACUGUGUCAGAAGAUGCAUGACAAGCAGUUGAUGCUAGGAGCCAAAUUUGAGCCCUUUCUGGAACUGGUGCUGCCUAAUGUUCAGCCGCCUCAGGAAGACAGGGAGGAGGACUUGUUAGGGCUGGAACAUGAUGUGCUGCAGAGUUCUGCAAAUAGUGGAAGUCAAUUUUCAUUUCUUUCAAAAGACUCAGCACAUCAGAGGCCUGUUUUCACUGUGAAGUCACAUGACUGCAAAGUUGAGAAACACAAGGGGUGGCGGAAGAAGAAAGAGGACUGUGUGGAAGAAUGGAUGGAACAAGACUUGACUGACUCAUUUAAAGAGAGUGGAAAUACAUGUGUUCAGUCUUUAGGCUGUAGGCCUGGGGAAGAUGAAAAGCAAAAUGAGAAUUUGGCUGACUGCAAUGCAGCACACCAUGACUAUCCUUGUAAUCUGAAGGGCUUUGCUGUUGGUUCCAAAUGUGUGGUGUGGACCUCUCUCAAAUGGUGCGACGCUCGCAUUUUGGAGGUAUCUGAGAAGGGUACCAAGGUCUUGAACCUCUGCAGUGGCAAUGAGGAGAUUGUGCAUCCUGAGAACGUCUGGAACGGAAUUCCUGACUGGGCUCACAGAUCCUCUGAGGCAUUAACCCCUGCAACAGAAAACUUGCAGUCCUUACCAGAGGAGUCCUUACUUCAAGAAAAGCAAACUGGCUGCAGUAGCAAUUUAGCUGAAGAUGCUCAUGUCCUCCAGCAUUGUUGAAACCAAGUGACAUGUUGACCACGUGAAACUGAACAAGUGCAUGUGUGUGAAAUGUUCCCAUGAAAAUCUGUUUGUGGGAACAAAAAUACAAGUGAAAUAUCGAGUGGUUUAUUUUUUCUACCUAACUGACCAAAUGCCUGUCACUGCUGAACUUCCCUGUAAAGGAAUGGAGUUGGCAGACUGGUAUUGUCAGCUUGAUUUUUUUUUUUUUUUUUUUUUUUUUUUUUUUUUUUACAGCUGUUGUUGCUAGACUGUUACUGUUAGCUUGUUUCUUACAGCUGUACUUUCCUAAGUAAGAAUUUGCCUCUUGACUGUCAUUUUUUACUGACUGGGGGUGCACUGACUUGUAUGGAGUUCAUGGUGGGUGGUUCUUCAACAAAGGUUUCUUGUGACUUUCUGAAUAUGCUACUGUGUUGUACAGCACUGCUUUCUGAUGUUUGCUUUUGGAAAAGUUGCAUUGUUAAGUGGUUUUUUUCUCAAAAAAAAAAAAAGUUGAGGGUUUUUUGGGGGGAGGUUAGGGGUGGGGAGAAUUUUUUUUUUCCCAUAGGGGAACAUAGUUGUUUUGGGUUGAAGUCUUGAAUUUGGUGCUGUUCUAAAGCAAUGGAAGGAGCUGGAAUAAAGCUUUGGCUGGCAUAUACUGGUUUGUUAAUGCGUUUUAAUGACUUGUGUCUGUUCCUGUGCAGAAGCCCAAAUGCUGUGUGAGGGCUGUUCUGCAGUCACUGGUUGUGUUUUGACCCUAACCAGCUCUCU